This is a messenger RNA of Spodoptera littoralis (African cotton leafworm), 913 nucleotides long. The record is from the annotation of a GenBank genome assembly. Lineage: Eukaryota; Metazoa; Arthropoda; Insecta; Lepidoptera; Noctuidae.
UGUUCUUCGCGAUAGUUGAGUAGCAAUCAGAAUGGACCUCCAAACGUUCCUAAUUGACAAGUUCACACAGUGGUCGCCGCCGGAGCCCAAAGUGCUGAAGAGAACAAAAUGUUCCAUCACCCUAGACUGGCACAACGUGGAGCCGUUCCAAUUCAUCAGCGACGAGCUGCUCUACAGGCUGGAGAAGAAUGAGAAGAUACCUCCGUGGGUAGUUGUCUACAGAGGCGGCAAAACAUCAAAGGAGAUAGACAACCUGGCGUCGAGGCACUGCCACAAGUUCCGACUGAGAGUGAUCGUGCAGGCGACGGCAGUGCCGGGCCUCGCAGCGCGGGCCCUGCAGUACUACGGGGGCGAGGCCGCUGUGUACGAGGCCAUGAAGGGACUCGGACACGGCAACGACAGCUGCGACACUGCUACUGAAGUCACCCGUGCAGGUGACGGUACAGUCAUGGACGCCGCUCCAUCUAGUGAUCACGUUAAAUAUAAUCUGUGCAGGUCAGUUGCUGUGAGGACAGCUGGUCACAAGUGGCUGGAGUCCCAGUGGUCGGGGCUGACGUGGAGCAGCACGGACACGGACGGCACCUCCGCCGUCUGCUUCUGCAUGGCCGUCCGCUGUGGCUACCUCAAGCAGGUGCAGGGCAUGCUGGACGAGCGGCCGGCGCUGAUAGGUAUCAUCAACUCCAAGAAUGGGUUCACACCGCUCGCCACCGCUGUCAGGAAAGGAGAUAUAAACACAGUUCGGUUCCUGUUGAGCGCGGGUGCAGAAGUCGAGCAGCGCUCAACUACGGGCCAAUCAGCGCUGCACAUCGCGGUGCUCAAUGCGAACAUCCCCAUCGUGCAGCUGUUGUUGGAACAAGGAGCGGACUUCGAGGUGACCCUGACUAAACAUAUUUACUUACCAUACCGACCAUAA